This is a messenger RNA of Sclerotinia trifoliorum, 1320 nucleotides long. The record is from the annotation of a GenBank genome assembly. Lineage: Eukaryota; Fungi; Ascomycota; Leotiomycetes; Helotiales; Sclerotiniaceae.
CCAAGUUCACAAGGCUGGAUUCUACUCCGAAACCUCCAAAUCCUACUUAUCUUCAUCACAGUACCUAUAAUACCAUAAAAGUAUUCUGCUACUUGUCGGGGUAAUAUUUACCGUUCAAUAACAUCAUGUCGGGACUCGAGAAAGCGCUCUUCAACUUGAAGGUACGUCAUUCUACUUAUCCUUCACCAAACAUCGCACAUCGUCACUCGGGCCUGCGCGUCAAUAUAUCUUCAAACUAACUUACCAUCCAGUUCACUGCGAAACAAAUCAACCGACAAGCCAAUAAAGCUGGACAAGCAGAAAAGGCAGAGAAAGAUAAACUCAAGAAGGUAGUUAUACCCGUCCAUCGCAUCCGCUCCCAAACCACAACUCACUAACAUCGCUCUACAGGCAAUCUUACAAGGCCACCCCGACAUCGCGAAGAUCAACGCCGAAAAUGCCAUUCGUAAACAAAAUGAGAAAUUAAAUCUACUGAGGUUAGCAAGUAGAAUCGAUGCCGUGGCUAGUAGAGUACAAACGGCUGUUACCAUGAGACAAGUUACCGGCAGCAUGACGAAUGUAGUGAGAGGAAUGGAUCAAGCUAUGAAAGCUAUGGAUUUGGAGAAAGUUCGUUCUCUUUUCUACAAAUCAUCAUAUUCCAACUCACUCCCUCAUAUAUACAUAUAUGCUAACGAAAUAAAAUCGAUAGAUCUCAGCAGUAAUGGACCGUUUUGAAACACAAUUCGAAGAUUUAGAUGUAGCAACCGGCUACUACGAAAAUGCAACUACCUCCGCAACCGCAGUAGCAACUCCCCAAGAAGACGUGGAUAGGUUGAUGAACCAAGUUGCUGAUGAGGCAGGAAUUGAGUUAAAGCAAGAGAUGAAGAGUCCUGAAGCGGCGGCUCCUGUCAAAUCAAAUCCAACCGAAGUAGAAGAGGAUGGCUUGGGCGAGAGAUUGAGGGCUUUGAGAUCGUAAAACUGUCGGGAUAGAUAUGCUGGAAAGAUGUUUGGGUAUAGGCGUUGAGGUUAAGAACAGAAUGAAGAACGGCGAAUGGGUUUCGUUUUCUUGGUCGGGGAUAUAUUCGUCAAUGGAUUCUUUUAAGCACAUUCAAAUUAGAGUGUUUGCAAGAAAUUUAGAGAAAUGGAUGCCUGGUAAUGAAUGGUAGGGAACUUGCAGCAAUGUAUAUUCAACCUAGUCUAUAAAUCCAAGUGGACAUGCUCUUAUAUCAAGAUUAACAAGUUAUGAAAGAAUAAUUUCACUGGUAUACUAGGUAACCGGCGCUUAAUUGAUCAAAGGCUUCAAUCAAAGCUCCUUUCUUUACAGUAUACCAAUCAAUACCU